CAGCUGCUGGUGAUCCUAGAAGACAGUGGGCCGGCCGUGGCAGUCUCAGGUGGAGCUGCUGCUCAGACUUUCCAGCAGUCACAGUGGGACUGACACAGACGGUCAUGAAGAUAACCUGACGUCUGUUUAGUGCCAAACGCCUUGUUUUUGUGGGGAGGAUUUUGACUGGAGGUCUCUAUGUGAAGCACUGGGAGUCAUGGCAGACUUGUGGUUGAUUUCUGUCCCUCUGGACAGCACCAGCUUAACCAGUGUAGCAAAACUCAAGCGCAUCAUUGCCAAAACCAACCUGGCCUCCUGCUGCAAGUUCUCCAUUCCAGAUCUCAAGGUGGGAAUACUGGACAGUCUGCUCAGCGUGUCAGAUGAUCUCUCCAAGCUCGACACACUAACUGAAAGUGUGAUUAAAAAAACACAUCAGUGUAUGAGGGAGGUGAUGGAGCCGUCCAGUGACAAAGUGCCGGAAAACGCCUUAGCCAGUGGAGUGGACCUGAUGAGCUACAUAACCAAGUUUCAGUGGGAUAAAGCCAAGUAUCCCACAGCUCUGCCUCUCUCCAGCCUGGCAGACAUCAUCAGCAAGGAAGUUUCCCAGAUGGAUAUGGAGUUAACGUCCCGAGCUGCGGCGUACAACAGUGUGAAAAUGAGCUUGCAAAGCCUCGAGCACAAAGUCGAUGGGACUCGCAGUCUGCAAACUCGCAAUCUGAAUGACAUAGUGAGGAAGGAAGACCUGGUGGUCUCAGAGUACCUCACCACUCUGCUGGUCGUAGUGAACAGAGGGAGCUACUUGGAGUGGGAAAGGACCUAUGAAUCUUUGUCAGAGUUUGUUGUUCCACGGUCCAGCAGGAAGCUGUUCGAGGAUGGAGAGGGAGGCGUAUUCUCAGUUACACUUUUCAAAAGGGCUGUGUGUGAAUUCAAAGCCAAAGCCAAGGAGAGCAAGUUCACCGUGCGCGAGUACAGCUUUGAUCUGGAGUUGAAGAAGCAGCAGGAGGUGAAGCAGCAGAAUGUUUGUAAGAAGGAACAAUAUGGAAUCUUUGUGCGUUGGCUGAAGGUGAAUUUCAGUGGGGUGUUUGUUGCCUGGAUUCAUCUGAAAGCAUUGAGGGUGUUUGUGGAAUCAGUCCUCAGGUAUGGAUUACCGGUGAACUAUCAGGCUCUCGUGUUGCACACGGACAAGAAGCGUUCAAAGAAACUGAGAGGAGAACUCACCUCGCUGUUCAAACAUCUGGACCCCACUGCCACCACCAGCAAGACAGAUCAGGUCAGCUGUGAGAUCCCAGGACUCUGUCAGCAGGAGUACUUCUCCUACGUCUGCUUCCACGUCAACACCAGCGUGCUGGAGGCCAGCUAGCAGUCGACAAAGAGAGGACCCACACAGUGACCAAGCAAUGAGGGCCCUGUGGAUCAGUCAGAGCCAGGAACAUAAAGACCCUCAACUCUAAAAUAAAACACAUCUAGUGAAGACUACAUUUAUGAAUAUUUUAGUUUUCAGCAUUUCUCAUGAGCCAGAAAUAUCUGUCAAGCUUCCCUUGGACAGCAGUGUAAACUAUGUUGUCAGGUGAACAGUGGCUGGAUCAGGUCCUCUUCACCGCAAUGCAAGCUGCACAUGGACUACACUUUGGGAUGUGCUGCACAUGAAACCAUGGAACCAUUUACAUGUGUUUAUUCAAUAUGUAAAAAAUGUUUUCUCUUGCAAGAAUGUGCACUGUUAUUGUUAAUGUCAGUGUACAGCCUUAAGCAUUUCAAGUAAGCACGUCUUCCUAGAAACCUGUAAGCUAGUGUCUUUCUUCAGGCACAGUUGUACAUAACUCUACACAACUGACCAUUGAAUUUGCUGUCCAUUCCAGUGGACAUAACUUUUCUAGGAUGUCUAAAUCUAUGAUCAUCUGUCAUCUGACUUCAGCCAAAUGCACAGACUUAAUUGACUGGAUGUCUAUCAGCUUAUCACAGUGUUCCACAUCAUCUAAAGUGGACUGGGGUAAAGCCACGCCCCCUUUUUUAACAAGCAUGGCUGACUGUGAGGCAAGAAGGAGGUGCAAGGCAUGUUUCAGUCCAUAAUCAUAUUGUUUAAGUACAUUAUUUGUGUUCAAACUGCCUUUAAAGUAAACACAAGAUGUUAUAUUACAUAUAUAUGUCAAAAUUGAAAAUUGAAAAAGGGAAAUACUGUUCUGAUAUGAUUUUCUAAUGACACAAUCAUCUUAUAAUGCACUGUGUUGAUUAUGUACACAAAACAUCAUUCUCAGGAGGUUUUCAACACACUGUUUUCUGGAGAUACUUAAGAAUCUGAGGAUAUACUGAGUACUGAUGACAGACACAAUACAAUACGUAUAUGUAAUGUGUUUUAAAGCAUCACUUUAGUUAUUGAUAUGAGUAUACCAUUCAUGAAAAUAAAUUAAUUCUUAAAAAAAAGUGACCAUAAGACCAUCAUAAAAUUUACUUUUUUUCUUCUUCUUUUUUUGCCACUGAUGUAUGAGUGCAUUUAGAGUAAAAAUUCACAUUAUUUUCUUUUGUGUUUGGAGCACAGGUGAGUUCUGAACGGGUCAGGCAAAAAUUCACAAGUAUUAUCAGCUAAAUGUACAUAAAGUCUCAAACUAAUAAUUGAUCACAGACUCACCUUUCAAUCAAAUAGUGAAACCAUCUUUUCCAAAUGUCAGCAGCGUCUCUUCUUCUUGAGAAAGCUUCGCAGACUCCAGGUUCAUCAGUCAGUCCUGACAGCUUUUUACAAAUGCUUCACUGAAUCUGUAAUCACCUUCAACAUAUCAGCCUGGUUCGGUUCACUAUCUAACAUCCAUCGCAACCCACUAAACAAAAUCAUAACAAUGAGUAGUAAAAUAAUCGGACUGGAGCAGGAAUCACUCAUCAACAUUUACAACAGAAGGGUUAAACUAAAAGGUACACACAUAGCCUCAGAUAUCACUCACACACUGCACAGCCACUACAGUCUGCUACCUUCAGGCCAGAGAUACAGAUCACUUGCAUUCAGGACUAAGAGAGCCAUGUCAAGCUUUGUACCCACAUCCAUCCGGCUCAUGAAUGCCUGACCUAUGUGUGUAUAUGUGUAUGUAUGUGUACAUGUAAUUUGUAUGUAUAUAUAUGUACAUGGCUCAUGAAUGCCUGAUUUAUGUAUGUACAUGGUUGUUUACACCACUCCUUUAACUUGACCAUGGAUUGCUUUUAUUUAUUUAUUUACUAUCCAUAUUUUUAACAAUUGUUUUUAUCAUUACCUAAUCAUCAUGUAUUCAUUGUGCUGGCAAGCUUUCUUCUCUCCAAUUUUUGACUGUUAAUUGAUGGUUGAUUGUUGGUAUUUGCUGAAUGCAUGCGGUAUAUUAUGUUGCGUUGCUGGUUAUGUGAACUGUACACGCACUGAUGCUUUGCACAAAUGAAGUUCCUAACGGAUAAAUAAAGUUCUUUGAAUUGAAUUGAAUUGAAACUACAUGUGCUUCAUCUGCAGAAAUACCGCUGUCUGACAUGUUAUUAUGGAUUGCAUUAAUAAACUGUUAAUGCUGCUGUGUGUAAGUGGCAUUUUACU
Molecule: messenger RNA, 3517 nt
Organism: Epinephelus moara (kelp grouper)
Lineage: Eukaryota; Metazoa; Chordata; Actinopteri; Perciformes; Serranidae
Product: V-type proton ATPase subunit C 1-B-like
Exons: 13
Coding region: 197-1339 (380 amino acids)
Biological process (GO): proton transmembrane transport
Cellular component (GO): vacuolar proton-transporting V-type ATPase, V1 domain; lysosomal membrane
Molecular function (GO): proton-transporting ATPase activity, rotational mechanism
Source: RefSeq, a predicted model, not a curated record